AUGGCUAAAGAGCAACUUCCCGUUCUCGUGGUGGGGGCUGGUCCCGUAGGAUGCUUCAUCGCCUAUCGCCUGGGGAAGGCAGGGAUCCCAGUCCAGAUCUUUGAGAAAGAGUCCACCCUCCCCUAUACACCAAGAGCCGUUGGCUACUAUGGUGCAACCCAGGUUGUGUUUCAAGAAUCUGGACUGUACGACCUCAUUCGGGCGGAGGGGUUCAUGACUGCUGGAUUAUGCUGGCGCACACUUCCUAUCAAUGACGGCAAGGGAGGCAAGCGCUUGGGCGACCUACUGGCUGCGCAACCACUUUGCGACCCAAGUGAUCCUGUCAAGGCCUGCCCGUCCGGCCUCCUUAAUCUUCGCCAGUCGGAGCUGACGAAGCUGCUUCUGGAGGAGGCGCAAAAAACCGGAUACGUGACGAUUCAGUUCAACAGUGAGCUAUCCAGCAUCCAAGAGGGAGACGGCAAAAUUACUAUUGAUUUCGAAAAUCAGAAUUUCCCAGCUGUGACGGGUUCGUACCUUGUUGGCGCCGACGGCGGUAGAUCAAGAACUCGCAAACUAAUUGGAGCACCUUGCGUCGGCCAUACUUGGCCUGAGAGACUAGUCUCCACGGACGUUAUCCUUAUAAACGAUGUUGAUCCAGUCUGGCAUACUUGCUAUAUUAUCGGGACGAAGAACUACACCAUCAUGACUCCUCUUACCGAUCCAAUUAUUGGCGAAAAGAGCCUGUGGAGGUGUACCAUUGCCAUUCCUCCGGAGGAUGAAAGAUCUGACCAGGAGCUACUCCAAGAGGAGGUUAUACAAGGUUUCUACGAGGACAUCGUCUCUGGUCCACGACCACUUCUAGCUGAGAUCAAGGCAAAGGCAGUCUAUCGCAUUCACCAACGCUUGGUCCCGACGUUGCGCAAAGGCCGAUGUGUACUAGCUGGAGAUGCAGCGCACAUGAACAACCCGUAUGGCGCCAUGGGGUUGAACACCGGCAUUCUGGAUGGCGAUGCUCUAGCGGAGGCCCUGAUCAUGGUCCUUAACGAAGGCCGAUCGGACAAGAUCCUCACAAGUUAUUCCGACGCUCGCAGAAAGGUCUUCCGAUACUUCGUUGACCCUACUACGACAGCCAAUAAACUCCGUCUUCACCUAGAAAGCGACACUGCGGCAGAGGAUGAUGAUUAUUUAAGAUCUCUGCAGAACCCGACCGCGGAGGAGUUGGAAGAGGGAGCCAAGCCGUACUUUGAGACUUGGAGAACAGACAUGAGAGCUUUAGCUAAGGAAGCUGGACUAUAA
Penicillium odoratum is the source of this 1275-nucleotide messenger RNA. RefSeq names its product FAD-dependent oxidoreductase. Gene Ontology annotation, molecular function: FAD binding. The transcript is spliced from 2 exons. Lineage: Eukaryota; Fungi; Ascomycota; Eurotiomycetes; Eurotiales; Aspergillaceae. The record is from RefSeq and is a predicted model, not a curated record. Bases 1 to 1275 code for a protein of 424 amino acids.